Messenger RNA from Acanthosepion pharaonis, 2442 nucleotides. The record is from the annotation of a GenBank genome assembly. NCBI's taxonomy places the organism in Eukaryota, Metazoa, Mollusca, Cephalopoda, Sepiida, Sepiidae.
AUGGCAGGGCCAAAUAAACUGUCAGCUCAGUAUGUGAACACAGAAUCAAGUGGACAUUUAAAACCCAAAAUUAGUCGAGCACUUUAUAGGCAACAGCCUCCUCCGAGCCUAGAAUAUUCUUCAGACAUUGGCUGCUUUCGUCCUUGGAGGGUUGGAGAUCUGUUGACUGAAUGUCCAGACUCUCUCACCACACAGCAGCAAAAACAGCAACAGUUCUUAGAGUCUCAUCAAGGACUUGGCGCCAAUCUCAGCCCAACUUACAAAUCAAAAUCACCAUUGCCCUCACCUGUGCGUUACUUGCAUGGCUGCACCUAUUCAGAUGUUAGCGAUGUGUCGGAGGAUAGCGGAGGUGGGGCUAGCAGUCGGGAACCAUCACCUGCUAAAGAACAUGAGCUGGAGGAUUACCAAGGCCUAUCGCCACAGUCUCCAUCACAUUUCAAAUGGCGUGACAGAAUAUCUGCAGAAACUUCUCCUAAGAUGCUUCGGAUCGGAACAUCAGAGUCCGCAAGCAUUGAAGCCAGAUCUUCAGAUUCAGAUCGGUCACCAAAUCGAACUGAAUCGGGUGUACAGUGGCGGACUGACGAUGACAGCAGUCGGGUGCAGGACAAACCAAAACCACGCCAUGCAAACUUCAAAAAGAUUUUGCAGGCUCGCUACUUAUCAAGUAUUGAGGAUGACAGUGGUGGCUGUCAAAUGGACAUGAAUGAAAGUGAUGCCAAGGACAAUAACGAUGUGUUCAUGCCUGCUGAAAAUCCAGAAGAUAACAAUAACAAAUCUUCAACUGCUGACACCAAGCCAAAUAAGGACACACUUGGUUCGGCUGGUGAGCAGCCGCAAUCAUCAAAUUCCUCUUCUUCCUCCUCUUCCUCCUCCUCCUCGUCGUCCUCAUCGUCGUCCUCUUCUACUGGACUGCAACGUGAGCCAUUAGACUUGUCAAGUCGGACAUAUGACACCUCCCCAUCAAAGGGCCCACCCAUGUCAAUAUCUGAAAUCAUGUGCCCCCCUCCACCAGAACCAUAUACAUUGUCUCCUUCAUCAUACAUUAGAUCCCCACCCUUUUACUCAAAGCAUCUUCUCUCUCCAAGGUCACCUCUUUGCUCUGUGCCUGAAGGUGGACAUGUAUUCAAUUUCAACCUGCCUUCUCCCUUGGAAGGCACUCACUCAGAUCCAGAGAUUGUCUCACCUAGUCCACGCUCUCCCAGUUACCAUUUCACAUUCCCACCUCGACCUUCAAUGGUUGCCGGUUUGUCUGACUUCAAACGACUCCCUGUCUCGCCUCGAGCAUUCUACCCAAGCAGUCCACUACCUUUGUCUCCAUCCCAACCCCCUUCUUCUGGCGCUGGUAGCCGACACCCAUACAGUCCCUUGAGUAGUAGUGGGAGCAGUGAGGAUCCCCGCGAACGACGCGCCUUGUCUGACUCGGAUAUAACGUACCUGUGUCCUGUCUGUGGUCAGGUGUUUCCCUCGUAUGACAACUUGACCAAACACAUGGCCAAGCAUCUCCCCACGGAGACGGUGCGCACGGGAGACAACAACAAAGUACACUAUUGCAAGGUGUGUCACCGUGCUUUCUCCCGUAGCGAUAUGCUGACCCGACAUAUGCGUUUGCACACAGGGCUCAAGCCUUAUGAGUGCCGUAUCUGUGGCCAAGUGUUUAGCCGCAGUGACCACCUGAACACACAUCAGAGAACUCACACUGGGGAAAAGCCAUACAAAUGUCCACAGUGUCCCUACGCUGCCUGCCGAAGGGACAUGAUUACCCGACACAUGCGCAUCCACCUGAAGCGUUCCUCGAAAAAGAAGUACCCUCCUUUCCAGGGUAAAGAGGAGCCAGAUACAACAACUGCAGCCAGUACUACCCCAACACCAAAAGGCUCACUGUCAAGCGGAGAUGCAACAGAUUCGCCUGACCAGUCAGCACGUGCAUGUUCAGUUUCCAGUGCAGAUAGCAUUGACUCAGAGCAUACCAAUGGAAGCAGCAGCAGCAGUCAACAACAGAAGCAGCAAGCCUUCAUUGCUGGGGGUUCGUCAUCAGAGGGAAUAGAGGCUGACCGCAGCAGUUGUAGCAGUGGCCGGCCUCGCUUCUGGUCAACAGCAAGUGGUGAAAGCACUGACCUCGAGGAACAUCCGAGCAACAGCAGUAACACAAGUACAUCAAACAAUAAUCAACAAGUCAUGCCCGUUUUUGUUGACAGUGGUGAGGGUGGUGUACCACCACACCUCAACUAUCGGAAGUCACGUAACUGGUCCACUACAAGUCAUGAGAGUGUUGACUCUGAGGAGACAGCUUCUGGUAUUCAGGAUACAUUCUUAGAUGAGCUGACCUUUGAUAUGAAUCAGCCAAUGGCCACUGCUGUCUCAGAUGAAGCACUCAAACCAGAGAGUCCAGCCAUUGACACUGAGAGCUUACAGAAAUUUAGUAUUAGUUCUGACCGCAAUUGA